Molecule: messenger RNA, 7022 nt
Organism: Pecten maximus
Lineage: Eukaryota; Metazoa; Mollusca; Bivalvia; Pectinida; Pectinidae
Product: monoglyceride lipase-like
Exons: 8
Coding region: 21-929 (302 amino acids)
Cellular component (GO): membrane
Molecular function (GO): lipase activity
Source: RefSeq, a predicted model, not a curated record
CUUCAAAAACAACAACAAAAAUGGAGUCGUCAGCAGAUGUACAGGCUAAGAAAACUGAAGUAGCAGUUAAUGAAGACAAGAUUACUAAUUCUCGAGGACAGAAACUUUACUGCAAGUACUGGAACAACGACAAACAGACUACAGAAUCUCAAAAUAGGGAUUAUAGAGGAUUGGUAUUUGUAGCGCAUGGCUUAGCUGAACAUUGCUUAUUUUACAAGGAGAUUGCAGAACUUCUCAUCGGCAAGGGGUUUUAUGUAUUUGCUCAUGAUCAUGCUGGUCAUGGCCAGAGUGAUGGACCAAGGUCUCACAUUGACACUUUUGAUAACUAUGUAGAAGAUGUUUUUCAACACAUAGAUCAAGUGAAAGAGAAAUUCCCUGAAAAAACACCAGUUUUUCUCAUUGGUCAUUCAAUGGGCGGGGCUAUUAGUGUUCUGUCAGCCAUGGCAAGACCACAGUAUUUCACUGGUGUGAUAUUAAUAGGACCAGCCAUUCAACCAAGUCCUGGGGCAAUAUCACCCAUCAAGAUGAUGGCAGGCAAAUUGGUGGCUAGAAUUUUUCCACAAAUGUGCAUUGAAAAGCUGAAAACAAAGGAUUUAUCAAGAGAUCCUGAAGUGGUAAAUGAAUAUGAAAGUGACCCUCUAGUUUUUCAUGAUGGACUCAAGGCAAAAUGGGGCUUAGAAAUGCUAAAGGCAUUCGAUGUUAUGAAAGCAGGGUUGUCCAAGGUAGAAUGGCCAUUCCUGGCUUUACACGGAGACCAGGAUAAAUUGUGUGCAGUUGAGGGUUCACAGGCACUGCAUGAUGAAGCACAGAGCAAAGACAAGCAAAUUAAGAUCUACAAAGGUUUUUACCACCAGAUACACAGGGAACCGAGAGAAGAUCGUGACAUCGUUCUGAAAGACAUAGUUGACUGGAUGGAUAAGAGGGCAUAAGACCACAGUGACUUUCAAAAUGGGACCAAACAAGAAGUAUACAAAAAUGGCAUAGAACGACCGUUUUUACUCUAAAGAUGGGACCAAACAAGAAGUAUACAAAAAAUGGCAUAGAACGACCGUUUUUACUCUAAAGAUGGGACCAAACAAGAAGUAUACAAAAUGGCAUAGAACGAACGUUUUUACUCUAAAGAUGGGACCAAACAAGAAGUAUACAAAAAAUGGCAUAGAACGACCGUUUUUACUCUAAAGAUGGGACCAACAUGAGAAUUUUUUUAACCAGAAAAAUUUGUUAAAACCAAUGAUCUGAUUUAACAUAAAUUAACCUAGUUACUCAAUAUUAUGAAUGUUUUGGAAGAUCUAUCUGACUCAUCCUGUUUUAGAUGGACUUAAUUUUAGUUGGAAUUUUUGUGUUAUAUUGUUUGCAUGUAUUGUAUUGUUAUAUUUUCACAUUCAUUUAGUUUUAAUCAUUCUAUCAUUUAAGGGUUUUGUAUUUAUACAUAUAAAUAAGAAACUAUUUAUUGUGAUAUAUGCAGUUCUAAACCAGAAGGACUAUUUCAUUAUGGAUUGCAUAAUUAUGAUUUUGUUUUUGAUUGUUGAUUUUAUGAUUUGAUUUUAUGAGUUGACGAUGUGAAAUCUUUGUUCUCAAGUACAUUUUUUCAAAAAUUUCCAAUAGUACAUUUAAGGUGUUAAACAUCAGAGGCUGCUAAGUUUUGCUGCUGUUUUCUCAUAAUUUGAAAUACCAAAAGUAGAACAACCUAUGGUGAUGAAUUCACUUACAGAAUUAACCAAACUGAGUCUCGUACAUGUAUAAUUUCCAUAAUGCUGAAAAUAUAUUUUAACUGAAAUUAUCACAUUAUUUCAUUAGUAAUGCAUGAGUAUUAGUUUACAGACUAUAAUGUAGUAUUACACUAUAUUAAUACAUGUACUUGUAAAUAUGUAUUUCAAAAGUUUGACUUUAUUUGUUUUAAUGCAUAAUGAGUGUUUUUUGUGUUUUAAAAGUGAUAUUGUACCUUGUGAAAGUCUUUAAUGAUGUGACCAUAUUUUCAGGUGCUGUUAAACAGCCACCUUAAGCAAUCCUUGCCAAAUUUCGCUAGUAACAAAUUCAUUCGGAACUCUCAGUGGAAUCAAAAUGUCACUUAUUUCUAUGAUAAAUCCCGAUGAGUUCAGAAUGGGACCGGAAAUAAUUCUUCCCAAAAAAACUAACAACACACUAGACAAUGAUAUCCCUUCCGCAAAGUAUUUGUUUGUGAUUAAGUCAUAAUAUUCACGCUUUUAUAUAUUUGAAGACAUCUGUUUAAGAUUAAUAAAUUGAAAAAAAAUCAGUUAAAAUUCUACACAAUGACCUGUUUUAUCCCUGAGUAUUCCAAACUACUUUUCUGUGCAAAUUAUUACGCUUGCUUCAUGGUUUGUGCGAGGGGAUAAACUACUAUACACUCUAGUUGAUGCAACAUUGGAAAGUCGCCUCAAACUCUUGGGUUGAUAAAAUUGGCCCUCACUUGAUUAUUUUUACAUUUGAUACUUAAAAUGAAAGUAAAAUACUUGUGACUGGUUCAUCAUUUCCUAGAAAUAGGCCACACAAAAAUGACCAUACUGGUUGAAGUGAUUAUGAGGCAAAACUUAACGUUAGAUUAUUUCCAAAACAGAGAUUCUGAUAGCAAUAAAAUGUGUGCAUGUUUUAAAUCAGUCUAGUAGUGAAGUGCUUGUACAAAGUAUAUAAUAGAAUGUGUGAUUCAACAAGUCACCAGAACAGAUAAGGUAGGCCCAUUCAUCGGGAAAAAAAUAAAUUUCCGAGAUAAGUAAAUUCUAACAAAAGUUGUUACAUAUCUAAUUAUGAUACAGAUAAGUUAAUACAUGUAGAGGGGAAAAAAGCAGUAAAUUGAGUACAAUUUAAAAAUUUAGGAACCGAAAUAUACUGGGAGAGUAAUUCACAGGAAUCAUAUUUGCAAUGUGGUUUAUCAAGAAAUAUGAUAGGCAUCACGGAUUAACUGGUCUAAGAAUUAAACUUACUUAUACAUGUAGUAUGCCAAUGCAAGCGAGGUGUAAAGAAGUAAUUCUUCACAGUUCAUCACAACUUUAAUGCAACCACAGCCUUUUUAAAGUAAAAAAAUCCUUACAUAGGAUAAUCAUCAGUAAAACAUCCAGGAAUGUACUUAUAAAAAAACAACUUAAAUGUCUUCCUAUUUCCUGCCAUUUUAUAUUCAUAUGUUACUUUUCUCCUUUAUUUCAAUCCCUCAAGCACAAGCACCUAUGAGUAGCCUUGGCACUUUGCUUGAACAGUUCUCCAUUUAUUUAAAGUUUGGGAUGUGUAUUGUUUAAAGUUUGGGAUGUGUAUUGAACUGAUUUUAACCCACCAUCAUCAGAUAACCAGAUAGUGGUCUGGUCGAAUCAACCUUUGUCUGUGAUCCAUCUGUAAACAAGCUUGGUUACCACAAUUUCUUGAGAAAGUACUUAACAGAUAUAUCUUCAGUAUCAUGUAGGGUUCCUCUUUUUCCCACAAGUUGUGCAUGUUCAAUUUUAGGAUUGAUCAGAACACAAGAUGGCCAACAGGUGACCAUUUUGAAUUUUGACAGUCAAAAGUUAAAGUCAUCGCUCUUUCUCAGAUGUAUAUUCCCUUUGAUCCUUAGUUAUGUUUGUUCAAUUUUGUGACUGAACAGAAAAUUAUUCAUUUUUGCUAUUUCCCGGGAGGUAUUUUAUGAAUUUUUUUUCUCUUGAAAUUACAUAUUUAGGAUCUUUAGAUGGACAAUAAGAUUUCUCCUUUACAGCAACUACAACUUUUUAAUACUUUACUUUAAAAUAUUUUUAUUUCACUAUACAAACAACAGUGCACAGUGAUAGGUGAUAGUUAAUUCUAUCAAGACUUUAUAUUAAAAUAAUUUGAAGGAGUUUUAAUGACAAAUUUCAAUACAAUUAAGAUAUUAUUGAUAUUAAAAGAACAAGUGUAGACCUUUAUUGUAGGUAAAAUCAUUUAAAAUUACCUCAUAGUUAUUAAUGCACAUUUUUCUCAUUUUGAUAUUUAUUGUUUUUAAGGAAUAAAGGAGCAGGAUAUUUUUACACCGGUUUCAUUUUUAGCAUUUGUUUAACCUUUAUUUUUGCUUGUUUUUAUAUAUUGUCAUGUUCAUAUCUGUUUAAUUUACAUAUUUGUUGCCGAUAUGCAAACUUUAGUAUUUGCUUUGGCGGUUAAUAUUAUGAGUAUUCUUGAAGACCAUUGGCAAAUCUUACAGAAUUAAAUUGAGUGAAGUCUUGAUUUUAAAAUGUGCAAUUUAUCAGUGAUUAUUUCAAAGCUUGAGUUGAUUUUAAAAUGUGCAAUUUAUCAGUGAUUAUUUCAAAGCUUGAGGAUGUUUCAUAGCACCUUUUAGCAGGUCUUUGUUUACACUGGAAUCUGAUACAAAUAUAAUAUGGAAAGUUGAGAAAGUACAGAAUGAAAGGGUAAAAAACGUUUUGUUAAGUACAAAAUAAAGAUUGAAGAUAGAUGACUAACUUUUUCAGGAAGAAAUUAACUACAAGUGUAGUGUUAUGUUUGUGUUAAUCAGAACUCCACAACAUGCAUUUGGUAUUUUUUUUAGUAAUCUUUUUACUUCUCAUUUAAAUAUUUUAUGAUUAGGUUUCUUAAAGUUUUAUGAUUGCAUGAUAUUUUAAAUGAUUUGUAUACACCUUUUUAGAAUACUUCUCAUAUCUAGCUAACAAUGUAAAUAUUACAUGAUUAGGGUUUUGUAUAGUUGUAUGAUUGCAUGAUACUUUAAAUGUUUUGUAUAGUCUUAUGAUUUCAUAUUUUAUACUCUCGUGGUACAUGUAGUUGUUUACAUCUUUUUAGGAUGUAUUGAUGUCAAGUUUCUUUUUUCCAGUGCAUUGUUUUUCACUUUUACAGAAUGAUGCUCAAACACUGAAUUACCGGUAUACACAUGUAAUUGUCUUCUGCUGAAACUUAUCUUUAUCACAGGAGCCUAUGAAAAGGUGUGGGGUCACCUGCUCGACCCGUGUGCUCCGGUUUCUUCCCACAGUAAGACCCCUUGCACGCUUCUGUCCGGGCUAACAAGCGUGAUUGAUAUAAGUUAAUAUAACUUGUUUCGCAAUUGUUGUGAGAUAAAGUUUACAUGAGCCUAUGAUUAUGGUCGUUUUACAUAAGCAGGCAACUGGUCAGAAUUUUGGAGCCUGCAAUUAUGGUUAGUUUUAGCAGACUUAUGUGAUGUUUUGAAAAAUAUGCUGAUAUUGUUUAAACGACUGUUAUUGCUGUUAAUAAUUUGAUUAUUUUUCGUGGCAAACUUAAUUAAAAAUUCUGAAAAACUCACUAUAUAACAAUUGCAACUUAUUUAUAGAUAAUAAUCAAAGUGUUGGAAUUUCAUUCUUAUUUAAACUUCAGUCUAAAUUAGUAUUUCCCCUGCAUUACAUAACAUCAUUACAUUUAAAUAGUGACUCAUUAUAAAAAUUUCUAGCUUUCAUAUUUUUGCACAAAGUUAACAUGUAGGCUUUUAUCAAGUUUUUUCCGGUAUAAAUAUGGAAUUGUGUUUUAAGUACCAAAAUCACAUUUGUUAUUACUUAUAAUAAAGAUUGGCUUUUGUGUCCCCAAUUAAGAUUAACAUUUCAAAAUGGCUUCUGUGGCCUCUGAAUGACCAAGAAAGUUACAACUAGGAUUUCAAUAAAUACAAAUGAAGUUGAUAUACUCUACAUUUUCAGGUCAACAUCAGGAUAAUCAAGUGUUAUAUUUUUGUCCAUUCCACUUUGUCUUCAAGUCUGAAGUUUUCACAUUUGAUAUUCAUCAAUUUUUGUGUUGUAUGUCACUAUUUAAAAUCUUGCUCCUCGUGAAAGUAAAUUUUUAGUUUCAUUAAGUAAUUGAAAAUUUUGCAAAUGUUUCACAAAAUCUUUAAAUUAUUCCUUUGUUUGUUUAUAUCAAAGCAAGAUAGUCUCUGGUUUGGUUGUAAUAAUACAUGUGUGGUUUCGUCAUAUAUAUAUAUACACUUACUAUAUUGUGAAAUUGGGUAUACUGUAUUUAUUGUAUGUCACCUAUCAGGUUCUAUAUGAUUCUAAAAACGUGGUUUUGAAGUUCAUACUAGUUGUUUGUGAUCUAGUUUGUGUGUUUUAUUUUUAUGUCUUAUCUGUUUUAUAUGGAUUCCAUUUUUUUUCUUAUUUAUUUGCAGCUUUUAUUUAAAAAAAGAACAACAGCUGGUAAUUGCAAUGAGAAAGUCACAAACACAUUGUCUCCUGAGGUCAUAGAAUUCUUAGUGCCAGUCUGUAAGCUAGUUACAUUUGUUAUUUGUUUUACAUCAGCUUUUACUUCAUUUUGUUUUUUGAGAAUUACAAUGUGUAAAUUUAUUGAUAUGUAACCUGGCACAUCCUUAUUAAAUGACCCUGGCUGUUAAUAGGAUGUUAAACGAAAUAAACCUAAAUGUAAUGGUUCGGGUUUGUUUGAAUAAACGACCUUCACAUUUUUCCUAUCAAAAAGUUCAAAUGACAACAGCAAGCUUCACAUGCUCAACCAAUUUUCUGGUUCCUUCAUAUUAAUCAUACAUUUCCCUACAACAUGGCUCAUAAAUAACACAUUGCUAACAUUGUAAUUGAAAUUUUACAUUAUCAAACGGUUUGUAUGACUGAGAAGGGAUGAAAAUUUGGUUGCGUAUCAGCAUUUGAUUGUCAUUGAAGUUUGAAAUCUGAUGCAAAAUUUUCAGUUAAAAUAGUCAAAAAUCAGAAUUAGGGAUUCCAAUACAUAUACCAUUAUAUUGAUAAAUAAGGCACAUAUAUAAACUUACCUUUAUUAUAAUUAUUAGAGUGUUACCCCUACAAUGUACUGUAUCCAAUGUUCCAGUAUCGUAUAAAAUUAUGCUACACAGGACAUUAACAUAUAUAAAAUUCAUCAAAUACACAAUGUGUUCAGUAUCCAGUACCAGCCUUAUUAGAGUUUAGAAUACAUGCCAUAAUUAGUUUUAUUUUACCGUGUGAUUAAAUGGAUGCAUAUUUUGAUAAUAUAUAUAUUGUUGUAUUAUCAUUAAAUAUAUAGAAUUUUACAUCUUUUAUUCACUUACACAAUGUAUGCUUGCCUUAUAUAGCAGAAUGUAUUGUAUCUUAUGAAUGUUAAUAAAUUUUUAUGGGUUAAUCCUU